Molecule: messenger RNA, 952 nt
Organism: Caenorhabditis auriculariae
Lineage: Eukaryota; Metazoa; Nematoda; Chromadorea; Rhabditida; Rhabditidae
Source: the annotation of a GenBank genome assembly
AUGUUGGUCGCACUGAGUCAAGUAAGAAAAAGUUUUAUUAAAAAAUGAGGGUUUUUCUUGUUCAGAAAGCAUUGGACCUGAUGAUCAUGAGAACGAGGUUUCUAUUUCUUUUUUUUAAAAUAAAGUUUCCGAAAUAUUUUCGUCGUGAUAGGGAUUUUAAUGAAAUUUCCGAGGCUUUUUCCGUGUUACUGGGAAAAUGUUUAGUGGCCACUAUAGGGUUUUGACGUUUUAGUUGCCAUUAUAGAGGUCGAAGUGCUACUACUAGGCCACUAAAAAUUUUAGUGGCCACUUUAGGGGUCAGUGGAUCAACAUAACUGGUCCAAUCUGCUUGGUUUAAAAUUAUCAGAGUGACUGGAAGGAGUACUGGAUGAAGAACUACUGAAGUGGCCACUAAAACGGAAAGUAGUGGCCACUAUAGAGGUGGGUUUGGGGGCCCCUUUAGUAUCCUCUUCAAGUAGUCCUUGGCGAGUCUCUAUAGAGGAAAAUUUCCAAGUAUUGUUUAUCCCACGGCGCCCUAAAGCAUUCAAAAAAAAAAAUAAUUUAAAUAGUCUGUUUACAGAAAAUAAUAUAUUUUUAUUGAUUUACAAUGACUUCUUAUUAAAUUUGUAGACACCUUCAAAUAUCGACGGUUGUCUGCGGCCUUUUCGCCUGGAUCAACUUUCUUUUUGCCUUCAUUAAUAUGCUCUAUGUUGCGAUUAGUGUAAGAAUUAUUUUUUUAAUUGCUCAACAAGAAUUUCUAUCAAAGAUUCAUCGAGUUCUCCGGGCAAUCCAUGCGAAAAUCGUGAUCGCCGACGAGGAGACUAAAUCACGCAAAAUGAGCCAAAAUAUUCAAUGUAAAUGUGGAAAUUUUGAAUAUCCUUUAAUAUUCGAAAUUCUAGCCGCGAUGAAGAUAAACAUGCAGAAACAGAAAAAGGACCUCCAGCAACUGUUCAAGGACUUGAAAAGCCAAUGA